CGUCUUCUUUGGUGAUUGCGAUACUCCGUCAACUCACCUCCCAUCUCGACAAAUCCAUCAAAAUGGGCCGCGGACCUAAGAAGCACCAGAAGCGCCUUAGUGCGCCCUCGCACUGGCUCCUGGACAAAAUGUCCGGAACCUAUGCGCCCAAGGCCUCCCCCGGUCCCCACAAGCUCCGGGACUGCCUUCCUCUGAUCGUCUUCAUCCGCAACCGUCUCAAGUACGCCUUGAACGGUCGUGAGACCAAGGCCAUCAUGAUGCAGCGUCUGGUCAAGGUUGACGGCAAGGUCCGCACCGACACCACCUUCCCCGCUGGCUUCAUGGACGUCAUCUCCCUCGAGAAGACCGGCGAGCACUUCCGCCUGAUCUACGAUACCAAGGGUCGCUUCACCGUCCACCGCAUCCAGGCUGAGGAGGCUGAGUUCAAGCUCUGCAAGGUCAAGCGUGUUCAGCUUGGCAAGGGCGGGAUCCCAUUCUUGGUUACGCACGAUGCGCGAACCAUCCGCUACCCUGACCCCGCCAUCAAGGUCAACGACACCGUCAAGGUCGAGAUUGCCACUGGCAAGAUCGCCGAUUACGUCAAGUUUGACUCCGGUGUUGUCUGCAUGGUCACUGGUGGUCGUAACAUGGGUCGUGUUGGUGUCGUCACUCACCGUGAGCGCCACGAUGGUGGUUUCAACAUCGUCCACGUCAAGGACGCCAUUGACAACACCUUCGCUACCCGCGAGUCCAACGUUUUCGUCAUUGGCCAGGAGAAGCCCUGGAUCUCCCUUCCCAAGGGCAAGGGUGUCAAGCUCUCCAUUGCUGAGGAGCGUGACCGUCGCCGCGCCCACGCUCUUGCCAACUAAAUGUCUUCUGACAUUGGCAAGAAGUGUUCCGGUGUAACAAAAAAACAUUAACCAAAACUGUAGCUUGGAAACGGCGUCUUGUCUGCUUUGUGGACUGAUGCAACGUUCCGUAGUUUCAACCAUAGCAAACAAAGCACUCGUUCCGAGUGAUAUGAUACCUAUUUAACGU
Messenger RNA from Penicillium longicatenatum, 1017 nucleotides. RefSeq names its product 40S ribosomal protein eS4. Gene Ontology annotation, molecular function: structural constituent of ribosome; RNA binding. Bases 63 to 848 code for a protein of 261 amino acids. The transcript is spliced from 5 exons. The record is from RefSeq and is a predicted model, not a curated record. Gene Ontology annotation, biological process: translation. Lineage: Eukaryota; Fungi; Ascomycota; Eurotiomycetes; Eurotiales; Aspergillaceae. Gene Ontology annotation, cellular component: ribosome; cytosolic small ribosomal subunit.